Messenger RNA from Trichoderma citrinoviride, 489 nucleotides. RefSeq lists its product as hypothetical. The coding region runs from base 1 to 489 and encodes 162 amino acids. Lineage: Eukaryota; Fungi; Ascomycota; Sordariomycetes; Hypocreales; Hypocreaceae. The transcript has a single exon. The record is from RefSeq and is a predicted model, not a curated record.
AUGCAGAAGCAUAUCCCUCCGCCUGGGGCAAAAAGUAUUUACGAGAUACUUACCGAGGCUCGCACUUACCUUACUCGCGUCUCCCCUGCGCAGCUCCUAGCAGAGCUUCAGGUCUCAUCAGCUCACAGCCCAACGCAUAUUAUAGACAUACGGCCCGCAGCACAGCGCAAAAGAGAAGGCGCUUUCACAUUCCCCAGCGGCCCUCUGUUCGACGCAUCUGCGACAAAACACACAAUUAGCAUCAUUGAGCGGAAUGUCCUCGAGUGGCGCUUGGAUCCCCAGAGCGAUGCUCGUAUCAAGGAGAUUGUGGAUGAGUUUGGCUAUGACACGCGCAUCAUUGUCUCGUGUUCAGAAGGGUACACAAGCUCCUUAGCAGCGAGGGAGUUGCAGAAGCUAGGACUGUCGCGAGCGACAGAUUUGGCUGGCGGGUAUUGUGCGUGGCAAAAGUAUUUAGAGGCUAAAGCAACUGGCGCAACAGCUGGCCGUUGA